Loxodonta africana (African savanna elephant) is the source of this 1853-nucleotide messenger RNA. It is a transcript of the gene ITM2C, whose product is annotated as integral membrane protein 2C. The coding region runs from base 25 to 816 and encodes 263 amino acids. The transcript is spliced from 6 exons. Gene Ontology annotation, cellular component: extracellular exosome; plasma membrane; Golgi apparatus. Gene Ontology annotation, molecular function: amyloid-beta binding. The record is from RefSeq and is a predicted model, not a curated record. Gene Ontology annotation, biological process: negative regulation of amyloid precursor protein biosynthetic process. Lineage: Eukaryota; Metazoa; Chordata; Mammalia; Proboscidea; Elephantidae.
GGCGGACGUGCGGCCGGCGCAGCCAUGGUCAAGAUCAGCUUCCAGCCGGCGGUGGCCGGCGUCAAGGGCGACAAGGCCGACAAGGUGCCGGCCGCAGCCCCGGCCACCGAGAUCCUGCUGACGCCGGCGCGGGAGGAGCGGUCGCCCCACCCCCGCUACAAGAAGGGCAGCUCUGUGGGCAGCGUGUGCUACCUGUCCAUGGGCGUGGUCGUGCUGCUCAUGGGCCUGGUGUUUGCCUCCGUCUACAUCUACAGAUACUUCUUCCUUGCCCAGCUGGCCCGGGACAACUUCUUCCACUGCGGUGUGCUCUACGAGGACGCCCUGUCCUCCCAGCUGCGCACACGGAUGGAGCUGGAGGAGGAUGUGAAGAUCUUCCUCGAGGAGAACUAUGAGCGCAUCAAUGUCCCCGUGCCCCAGUUUGGGGGCGGUGACCCUGCCGACAUCAUCCACGACUUCCAGAGGGGCCUGACCGCCUACCAUGACAUCUCCCUGGACAAGUGCUAUGUGAUCGAGCUCAACACCACCAUUGUGCUGCCCCCUCGCAACUUCUGGGAGCUACUCAUGAACGUGAAGAGAGGGACCUACCUGCCGCAGACGUACAUCAUCCAGGAGGAGAUGGUGGUCACGGAGCACGUCAGCGACAAGGAGGCACUGGGCUCCUUCAUCUACCACCUGUGCAGUGGGAAGGACACCUAUCGGCUGCGGCGCCGCUCCACCCGGAGGCGUAUUACCAAGCGAGGGGCCGAGAACUGCAGCGCCAUCCGCCACUUUGAGAACACCUUCGUGGUGGAGACGCUCAUCUGCGGGGUGGUGUGAUGCCGCCCCUCCCGGGCCCACCCUGCCCUCGUCCUCUUUCUUCUUCCUGCCACCUCUGGCCGCCUCCACCCCUUGCUUAGCUUAUACCCUGGACGCCUUUCCUUAGAUGUGACGUGUCUCACCGUUCUUUCCAGCCCUGCCCCACCUUCCUGUACCAGCGCCAUGGCCCCUCGAGGCCCCCAUCUCUGCUGACCUCCAGAUGUGGGGAGGGGGAGCAGGCGAGGACUCUGGGUGAGAGGAUGGAGUGGGGCGGGGUGCAGUGGGGGUUGGGUUCAGAAAUACCUGGACGGUGGGAAGGUCCUGAAAGACUUUCUCCUUGUACAGCACAGUCCUUCCUGGGUCCCAGUCCCUCAGCCUGGGGUUUGGGCUGAGGAAGGGUGCCCAGGGCCGGGCCUACUCAGCACAAGGGAAGGUGGCUGUUCUGAGGGCUCUAGGCCCUGUCAGUGCCUUGGCCCACCAGCAGGAGCCUGGGGGUGGGGGGUGGGAAUGAGAGUCAAGCACAAUAGUCCCAAGUGGAACCAAAGAUGCGAGGAGCCAGGGGCCCAGCCCCGGCCCCCAGGAGCACAAGCGGGGUCCCUGCAGCUAGGGCCAGAGCUGCGGGGUGGGAUGGGCUCAGGAGGGUCACUUCUCGGUCCCAUCUCGCAGCCCUGAGACUGAACUUUCAAUAGACGUGAGCUGUGUGUUCGGUCAAGUUGGUGAAGUUCAUUGCUUUCUCCAAGCUUAGAGUUGUUUGUUUUCAAAGAUAAAUUGGGAAGGGAGAGCCACCUGGUACUUGUAAACCCUGCCUCCCCUUCAUUCUGAGUUGUCACCCCCUCUGCUCUAGGGGAACGCAGCAUUUUUCCUUUUCCUUCUCCUUUUGCAUGUUUUUACUGAUGCUUCGAUGUGUGCCCUUGGAGCUGAGCCUGAAGAGGGGGGCUCACCACCUCUGUCAGACUUGGGUGCUCCCUGGAGACGAAACUCUAAAACGCUUUGUAUAUUUUCUCAAGUAGAUCUCUUCAGAAGUGUCUGUAGAACAAUAAAAGAUCUUUUACUUCUGA